Indicator indicator is the source of this 1008-nucleotide messenger RNA. RefSeq names its product chromosome 2 C1orf198 homolog (gene C2H1orf198). The transcript has 4 exons. The record is from RefSeq and is a predicted model, not a curated record. The coding region runs from base 1 to 1008 and encodes 335 amino acids. Lineage: Eukaryota; Metazoa; Chordata; Aves; Piciformes; Indicatoridae.
AUGGCCUCCAUGGCGGCGGCGAUUGCUGCUUCCCGCACGGCCGUGAUGAACGGGAACCGGCCACUGGACGAGCGGGAGCGCAAGCGGUUCAGCUACUUCUCCUCGCUGAGCCCCAUGGCGCGCAAGAUCAUGGCGGAGAAGGAGCGGAUCCGCGAGCGCUACGGGCCCGAGUGGGAGCGGCUGCCGCCCCGGCAGCAGGACGAAAUCAUCGAUAAGUGCCUGGUAGAUCCCCACGUUCAGGCCCGCUACGCAGCGCACCGCGGCGCCGCCCGGACCGCAGCGCCGCCCUCCUGCUACCCCAGCCUCCGCCUCAACACGGGCCAGAAGGUGGUGCGCUUCGGCGACGAGGACAUCACUUGGCAAGAUGAACACUCGGCUCCCUUCUCCUGGGAAACAAAGAGUCAGAUGGAGUUCAGUGUGGCAUCUCUGUCCAUACAAGAGCAAGGUGGUGCCCCAGUGCAAAAUGAACAGAGGCAGCCCAUUAAAGCAGCACCUGGUGUCCAAGUCCCAAAAUCUUCUCAGGCCAGUAAGACUCCUGGCUCUGAUGGGUUGAUAGCAUCCAGAAAGGAAGAGGAGUCCUCUUUCUGGAAGAUAAAUGCAGAGCGCUCAAAAUUUGAAGGAGACAAGUCUGAGUUCCAGUCCUUGACCCCCAGCCAGAUCAAGUCCAUGGAGAAAGGAGAGAAACCCCUUCCCUCGUUUUACAGACAAGAGCCUACUCCAAAGGAGAUUGUGAAAGCUGAGAAACCCAGCACAACUAAACCAGAGAAGUCUGUUGCCCCCAGCUUACCUUCCGUAUCUCUCGAAUGGGAGAAGGCUCAACCCACUCAACUCCCUGCUAGCUCUCUAGAUGACUUCUUUUUUCCUGACCCACCGCAGGACCUGGCAUCUUCUAGGACAAACAAGGAAGAUACUGGUGGUACUAUACUUACAGAUCCACAAAUUCCUGGACAGACUAGUACAAGUAAUGUUAUCUUGAAGACUGGCUUUGAUUUUCUAGACAACUGGUAA